Molecule: messenger RNA, 5206 nt
Organism: Limulus polyphemus (Atlantic horseshoe crab)
Lineage: Eukaryota; Metazoa; Arthropoda; Merostomata; Xiphosura; Limulidae
Product: USP6 N-terminal-like protein
Exons: 14
Coding region: 314-2116 (600 amino acids)
Source: RefSeq, a predicted model, not a curated record
GUAAUAUACCGGGUUUGUCACGUGACCGAAGAGGCGUUAUUCAUUAUGGCAGAUAUAGGCCUAUGACAUGAAAUCAGGGAAAGGGAGAAGGAAUGCAGUAUUACUACUACAACUAGUACUAGUAAGAUUCCACACCAAUGCGAUUUUAAAUACACGUAUUGAAAUACUCAUCCACUUCAGAAGAUAAUAUUGUAAUGAGGAAAAAUAUGUAAGAGAUGGGACCACCAAAUACCCUAAGUGACAAGGUUCAAUCUGUUUUUGCUGCUCUUAGAUAUGACUGCAAAUCUGAUAUUGUUAUCACUUCUAGCCAACAAUGAGUACUCAAAACCUCACUCAGCUUGAACAGUUGGAGAAAGCAGCUGAGGAGAGAGCAGCAAUAGUUGCUAAAUAUGACCGUGGUCGAGAAAAUGGAGCCCAGAUUGACUCUUGGGAAGAUCCAUCUUUUGAAGUGUAUCAUGUCACAGACCGUUAUGGAUUUUUACAUGACACCCAUCUUCCAGAAAGACUUACAGCUCAUGAAGCAAAGGUACGACAAGUAGAAAAUGACAGAUUAAAUAAAUGGAUGAAGAUGCUUAAAUCAUGGGAAAAGUACUGCCAGAGUGACAAACUCAGACGGAGAAUAUAUAAAGGAAUACCAAAUGCAGUGCGUGGUGAAAUCUGGACAAGAUUACUAGAGGUUCAACGUGUUAAACAAGAACAAGAAGGAAAGUAUAAGGAAAUGAAGCAGAGAGCCAGAAAAUGGUCAACAGAUGUCAGGCAGAUAGACUUAGAUGUAAACCGUACAUAUAGAAACCAUAUCAUGUUUCGAGAGCGUUAUGGGGUUCAACAACAAGCUUUAUUUCAUGUCCUUGCAGCCUACUCUAUGUACAACACUGAAAUUGGCUACUGUCAAGGGAUGAGUCAGAUAGCUGCACUGUUAUUAAUGUAUAUGAAUGAAGAGGAUGCUUUCUGGAGUCUUUCUGUCUUGAUGACAAAUGAAAAACAUGCCAUGCAUGGAUUUUUUAUACCUGGCUUUCCCAAGCUUCAGAGGUUUCAGGAGCAUCAUGAUAAGAUCCUAACAAAAUUUCUACCCAAACUAAAGAAGCAUCUAGACAAGUAUGAAAUUCAUUCAAGUCUUUAUACCCUCAAGUGGUUCUUUCAGUGUUUCUUAGACAGGGUUCCCUUUACAUUAACUCUUCGGCUUUGGGACAUUUAUAUACUGGAGGGUGAAGUGGUUCUCACUGCCAUGUCAUACACAUUGCUCAAACUGCACAGAAAAACGUUGCUAAAAAUGGGGAUGGAAGAAACAGUGGAAUUUCUGCAAGUUAAGUUGGAACAAGAUUUUGGUUACCAUGACGAUGCAGCUGUUGAUGCCCUCAGUGCUUCAGUGGAAGAGUUACGCAAACAGAAGUUGCAUAUUCCAGGAAGAAGACCAGCUCAUGAACUUCCACAAAAGCCCUUUGGUUUAAUGGUUGAGCUUCCUAUAGAACAGCAAAUUGGUUUAAGAAGCAAAGAAAGUGAAGACAAGGUGAUAGCAAAUGGCAGUCAGUUUACUAUCUGGAAGAAUCAGGAAAUGUUGAACACUAGUGAUUACAACUCAGGCAGCAUUCUGCAGAGAGAAUCAAAAAACUCUGAUAACAUAGAUAAUGAUGACGGUAGUUCCAUUGUUGACCCAUUGAGUUCAAGAAACUCUCUUGCAGAAACGUCACAAACAUCAGCAGCAGACUUAUCUGUUGUAUCUGACUUCUCCAGCCCUAACACCACACUGACUCGUUAUCAUGACAGGGAUGGUAGCAGCUCUCCCCAUAGUAGUCGUUUUGAUCCUGAUCACCUUCAGCGAACUCUCUCGUUAUAUGACAAUGUGGACUACACGGAAAGCGUCAUGGCUGCCAUCAAACAAUCUCCACCUAAGUCAAGGACUCAGUCACCAGAUGCUGUGAGAAUUUUUGUGCCAUAUGAACAGAAUAAUACUCCUCAGGCAACUUCAUCACCUUCUCCUCCUCGUCGUGGGUUUUCACGUAGUCAUUCUGGUUCACCCCCUAAUGGUGAUGUUACCCCCACCAAUCAGGACCCCAAUAAAAUUACUAUUCAUGUUGAAAUGCAUGAUCUAACUUCUAGCUCUCAGCAGGUAACGUGAUGGAGACUGCUUAACCAAGAAAGACGUGUAUUAUGUUUUAACAUUCCAGUAGAUAUUCACAUAGUGCUCACUUAAUGUAGCUUAAUAAAAAUUUUCAUUAGUCGUACCUGACCAGUGGCCAAGAUGUACAGCCUAGACCACGGAAUAGGUGUGAGUUUUAUACAUGCCAUGCAUUUCAUUAAAAAUCAUGAGCACAAGGCAAUAAACAGUAGCUAAUUUAGUAACUUAUGACUUAUCUAGUGAUAGUUUUAUUGCUAUAAAACAACAUUAGUUGAUUGGCCUGCAUUUAAAUCCAAACUGUACUUUUGUUUGUAUAUUAUGUUUAUAUUAAUUUCUUGUAAAUUUACCCAAACCAACUCUAAUAACAUCUCAGAAAGUAAUGCUCACCAGAAAUAUAGCCAAUUAUUCAUUUUGUUAAUUUAGUUAAAAUGCAUUGCUAUAAACAGAUUUGGAGAUGUUUCUCAAUGGUGCAAGUUGUAGCUUGUGAUAAUAAGAGUUCAAGUCAAUAUGCAGAAUGCCAUGUCAAUCAGUGUAUCGUUAAAAUCUCUGAUGUUAUGUAAAUAGAUAUUCCACUAUGAUUGGUUUAAUGUGGAAAGAUGGAAUUGUAAUGCCUGUGACAUCCUCUUAGUAAAGAUCCUCUGUGAUACAUCUUUAUGCCAUCUCUCAGGUACAGCUGUAUACAAGUAAUGCUUUGUAGUAACCCUCUCUUAAUAUUAUAAUUCUUAUUAAUGUUAAGAGUUGAAAAUAGAGUUUCUGUAAUAAAACACAGUAAUGCUUAAAGCUGUGGAUGGUAUAUCCAUUUGUGUAUAUCAUAGGUUCAUGUGUGUGUAUUUAUAUGUUGUUCUUUCUUUACACAUAUAGUGUCAACAGCUGGUUCAUGUAGUUAUAUAUACUGUAAGAAAGAAGUAUUGAAUAUUUAUAUAGUUGUUUUUUAUUAUGUUUUGUUUUUCAUAUUCUGUGCAGGAGAAAAAUUGUACUUAAGAUAGUUUUUUAAACAGAACUAAUGUGUCAUUUAACAACCAGGAAUGUAACGAUUCUGUGAAGAGUUAGGAAUUAAACAAGUGUAUGCCUUUAGCAGAUAUUUCUAGCUACUUCUGUAAACACACCUGCUGAUGUUAAGUGUCUGUUACCAUAUUAUUUACACCACAUGAUUUACUUUUUUUUAGUAAACUAUAUGGUUCAUGAAUGAUAAGAUAUAAAAUAGUUUGAUGUUGAAUACAGUUCAUUUAUCAUAUUGUGAUAAAAGAAAAGGGGCUAAGAAUGAAUUUCAGACAGUUAGUAAUCUGAAAUGUAUAGAAUGUUUGGGAAAAACUUGCUUGAGGAGUGUUUUCUAUACUUUUUAUAUAUAUAUGUCAGUAGACUGUUUGUAUUUGGAGAUAGUAUAGCCCAUGAGUAACAGGAUAUUCAUUUAUUGCUAGAUGCUGACAAGUUCUAGAAUGGUUAUAUGAAUUUGUAAAAAAAGUUUUUUUCAUUCCUAAAAAACAAUAAGUAGAAACAAUUAAUUUGGAGGAAUAUACUACUUGCAGUUUUCAAAGUCUUAAAAAAAAAAUGACUUCAUAGAUGAAAUUGGACUCUUUACCUUCUCAUUCUUUUUAUUUUAUUUUAGUACUCCUGAAGGAAAUAUGAAAAUAAAUUUAGAGUAAACAGUAAUGUUUUUAUUUGAAAAUUGUAAUUUAAGGUGGGUUUUGUAAUUUCUUGUGUUAUGACUGUGUGUACUAAUACUCUCUGCCAUUAAUAAAUCAAGAAAUUUUGCAAUAUGGGUUACUUUCCAAGGUCACAAACUUUAUAUGGUUUUAUUAAGUUUUUCAUUUUGUUUACUUUAUAAAAAAUCUAAGUGAGCAAAUUUUCUUCUUAGUAAUUAGUUAAAUUAAGUAUGAAAAUUUAACCUAAAGUGCAAAAAAAUUCUCUCUCUCCAGAAACUUGUUUUAGACAUAGUUUAAAUUGAUUCAAACAAAUUAGUACCAUGGAUUAAAAAUGUUACUGAAAAGUUUAGAGUAGGAUUUUGGUAAUUUUGAUGAUGGAUAACAAAGAAAUCCAAGAAAGACGUACAACCACGAUAAUAUCAGAAGAUAAGUGUUAAACUUAACUGAAUUGUAGCAGAAAAACUUACCGUGCUUUAUUUUAAAAAAGUAGUGCUAUGAUUUCUGCCAAUUUUUAACAUAAAUACAGGGUAGAAAAUAAAGGCAGUUUAUUAUAUAAUUGAUUAACUAAAAGUAUUUUGAUUGAAGAAAUUUAGAUAGUAAAAAAAAACAAAGUGCAAUCUGUGGUCAAUAGUGUUAGUGGCAUACUGAUUGUCAUUAUUAUUAUUAUGUUUUUCUUAAUUAUUAGUCAUUCAAUAAGUAUAUAUGUAUUUAAUUUGAACCUUCUUUGAGAUAGAGUUUGAAGAUGGCUGGAAUGGAUAAUUAAGAAAAUUUUAUUACAAGUGUAACAUUUGUUACCAUAUUUAUAAUAAAGUCUUCUUCAUUACCUGUUCAAGCUGUCUUCUAACUUUAUUAUAUCGUAUGUAUGUUGGCACCAUUCAGUGUGCUUGAGUUAGCCUAAAAGUAUUAACUUUCAUCGUAUUGGCUAGUAAGUUAUUUAUGUCAUUAUUCUAUACACCUCAUUUUUCUGUUCAAUUUUACAUAUUUUAGAUAGUCAAUGAAAUCCAUUUCUAAAAAUGGGGAAUUUUUUGUUGUUGUUUUUAAAAAUAUCAGUAACAAAACUAAGUGGGAGAUAAUUAUUAGGCACUUAGUAAUAAAUGACAGCUUGUAAAAUUUUCUUCAUUACCCUUUCAAGCCAUCUUCAAACUUUAUCAUAUCGUAUGUACAUUGGCACCAUUCAGUGUGCUUGGGUUAGCCUAAAAGUAUUAGCUGUUAUUUCUUGGUUAGUAAGUUAUUUAUGUCUUUCGAUACAUCUCAUUUUUCAGUUCGGUUUUUCAUAUCCUAGACAGACAAUGAAAUCCAUUUGGGGGGGGGGGGCUUGUUGUUGUUGUUUUUAAAAAUAUCUGUAACAAAACCAAGUGGGAGAUAGUUAUUAGACACUUUCUGAAUUCAAUCUUUGAAUUUUGAUGUGUAAUCAACUUGUAUUGAUCAUAACUUGCAAAUGGAAAAG